This is a messenger RNA of Cutaneotrichosporon oleaginosum, 810 nucleotides long. RefSeq lists its product as uncharacterized. The record is from RefSeq and is a predicted model, not a curated record. Gene Ontology annotation, molecular function: sphingosine-1-phosphate phosphatase activity. NCBI's taxonomy places the organism in Eukaryota, Fungi, Basidiomycota, Tremellomycetes, Trichosporonales, Trichosporonaceae.
CUCGCACACAUCGCCAUGGGGUCUCUCACCGCCGCGGCCGCCGUGCCCGCGCAAAAGCACUUCGCACUCACCCACAUUGUCUACGACGCGUCGCCGCUCGGCGCGCUGCUCGCGCUGCUCAGCCUCUCCCCGAUCUUCCUGUUCGUCGCGUACUUUGCGCUCGUGGUCUUCGGGCGCCGCCUCUCCCUCCUCCUCCUCGCGGCGGGCAGCGUCGCCAACGAAGCGCUCAGCCUCGCGCUCAAGCGCGCGCUGCGUGCGCCCAGGCCGUUCCCGCACCUCGCGCACGUCGGGCACGGGUACGGCAUGCCGAGCAGCCAUGCGCAGGCUGGCGCGUUUGUGCUUGCUUGGGGCGUCGGGUAUGCGAUGUCGCUCGACGCGCGGUAUAGCCGCGCGGCGGGUGCGCGGGGGCAGCGCGCGGAGGCUAUGCGGCGCGUGCGGGUGGGGAUAUAUCUGUUUGGGUUGGCGGCGUGGUCGGUUGCUGUUGCUUAUUCUCGAUACGCGCUGCGAUACCACUCCAUACCCCAGAUCGCGGCGGGGUACGCUGUCGGCCUCGUCGCCGGCGCCGCGUGGUACGUUCUGACCGAACAUAUCGCCCGUACUGCGCCCGAGUCCAUCCCCGGCCGUAUCCGGCGCUCCAUCGAGUGGUUGUGGAUCGGCCUCGGCGGGAUAGGGGGGUGGCAGCUCGGCGGGGCCGAGGGCGGUUGGCUCGAGGGGUGGAUGUUUGGCGUGCACGACGCCGAGCACAUCGAGCGCAAGGCGCAGUAGAUUAUAGAGUCUGCACAUAGAUGCAUGCAACAGAGGACAACGUUU